AUGGAGUGGUGCAUACUCAAAAAAUUUGACUUGAGGCAGCCUUUUACCAGGCAAGAUUUGGUGCAGUCCAUUAGUCUACCAUACAGAUAUCAAUUUCCUGAUAUCUUCAAGAAGGUCUGUGACCACCUGGAGGUGGUCUUUGCAGUGGAAGUGAGAGAAGUUGAGUCCACUCUUCACUCCUACAACUUUUUCAGCAUGCUGAGCCUCGCCAACAAUGGGAGGAUUCGCCCUAGCAGGGGCUGUCACAAGACUGGAUUUCUGGUAAAAAUCCUCUCUGUGCUCAUCAUAAAGGACUACUGUGUUGCUGGAGAAGAGAUCUGGAAAUUCCUGAAAAGGAUGCAAGUGUAUCCCGGCAAGAAGCACGACAUUUUUGGAGGGUCCAAGAGGCUCCUCACACAAGAUUUUGUGAGACUAAAAUACCUGGAGUAUACGCAGGUGCCUGGCAGUGUUCCUCCAUGCUAUGAGUUCCUGUGUGGUCCUGAAGCCAGUGCAGAGACCACCAAGGAGAAAAUCAUGAAAUUUUUGACCAGGAUGAAUAAGAAUUGCCCUAGCUACUUCUCACGUUUUUAUGAAGACUUUGGAAGAGAGGUGGUUGUAAAACUCCAAAUGGUGCUUUCAGCCAAACCAAUCCCUGUUAUCAAAACUCGGCCAAUUGCCUCAGCUACUUAUUAUGCUACCGGUUUCCAGCCCUUUGAUAUCUGA
Messenger RNA from Cavia porcellus (domestic guinea pig), 702 nucleotides. RefSeq names its product melanoma-associated antigen B3-like. The transcript has a single exon. The coding region runs from base 1 to 702 and encodes 233 amino acids. Gene Ontology annotation, biological process: negative regulation of transcription by RNA polymerase II. The record is from RefSeq and is a predicted model, not a curated record. Gene Ontology annotation, cellular component: nucleus. Lineage: Eukaryota; Metazoa; Chordata; Mammalia; Rodentia; Caviidae.